AUGGUAGGCCAGCAUAAGCCUUCAACAGUGGAGUGUGUGGAUUUAACUUGCAGUGAUGCAGACACACCUGUGACAAUAGAACCAUCACUCUGGUAUGAGGAUGAGAACCCCUGGAAAUGCCACCUGCAGAGGACCUUGUCUGUGGACCUGCCAAGUCAGUCAUCUUCAGGAGACCCUAAAGACAGAAAGUGCACUGAAAUAAGUAAUUCAAAAAAGGACAGUUCAGCAAAAAGGAUGCCUUUUCUCUCACACACAUUAGGAUGGAUGAAGACCAGUGUGAAGUCUACUCACAAGUCAUGUACUCAAGACCUUUACUUACCUCAGAAGGAACUGUCUGAUGAGAUGCAGACACCUCAGGGAAACCAGAAGCCAAAGAAAGACGAUAAGCCAGAUACUCAGGACAACAGCAGGGAGAGCACACUUCAACCUGGGGGACAUGUAUUACAAAAGCCACACGAUAAUUUGCUGUGGAGUCUCCCUUGGCCAACUUCUCCGCUGUUGAAGAACCUGAGGGGAUCAUUUCCUGUGUGGCCGUCCAGUGUCCAGUAUCCCACUCAGUGGCACUCUGUCACCACCCGGUCCACUCCACCUGUGGACAGACCGAGGAGGUCUGGAUGGAGAGAAGACCUGUCAGAGGAUGUCCUCAAGCACCUGCUGGAGGAGAUCAGAGUCACCAACCCUCUGUUCCCAGUCCAAAGGUUCUUCACUCUGCUGUCAAGAAAACGUGUAGCGCAUGAAAAGACCACGUCUAAUCCGGAAUCAGUUGAAAGCACGCGCAGUCCUGGAGUUUUGUCAGACCAUUGCUUGAGAGGCAAGAGAAAAUGGAGGCUGGAUGGACUAAAUCUAGGUAUAUCACCCAAACGGCGUAGGCCCAACCACAGGCCUGAGGAGAAGGCCGUCGUUGAGCCUGGCUCCCCAGCUGGACCGUCACUGACCAUAUCAGGCCACACUCCCAGGAGGCAGGUCUGUCGGAGCAGGUUGAGUCGGACGAGAAGGCGUAGACAGCAGCAGAAGGCAAGCCCUUCGCUGGCAUCUACUGUAACACUGAAUCCAAAGGAAACUUCAGGAAAACACAUUGAAAAUACAACUCAGCAACUUCAUGAUCAAGAAUGUCUACAGGAAGAUGUCUUGUGGACUGAAAAAUACCAGCCUCAGCACUCGACUGAAGUUGUAGGAAAUUCUGCAGGAGUGAAGAAAUUGCACAACUGGUUAAAGAGAUGGAAGCUGAGAGCAGACAAGGAAGAGCGUGAGAGAAAGGAGGAAAUGCAAAGGAAGAAGAGUAAAGGCGUGUGGGAUAGUGGAGACUUUGAGGGUGAGGUGGUUUUAGCGGACUGUGAACUGGAGCUGGGCAGCGCGCUAAUCAUCUCUGGCCCACACGGCAUUGGCAAGACCGCAGCUGUUUACGCCUGUGCCCAGGAGUUGGGUUUCAAGGUGUUUGAGGUAAACGCGUCGUCUCAGCGCAGCGGGCGCCUGCUCCUCGCCCAGCUAAAGGAGGCCACCCAGUCCCAUCAAGUGGGCACCCCGACCGCCUCCACCCUGAGACCCACCUACUUCUCCUCCCGUGGCACAGCAGCCUGCUCUACGAAACCUGCAACCUCCCCACGGAAGACAAACUCAUCCAGGAAGGUGAUGACUUCAACUCGAAGACUUCCAUCAACUCUGCGGAAAAGUUCCCUCAAGAGAGGCCCUUCCACCUCUGUGAACCUGACACAUUUCUUCCACAAUAGGAAUGAGCCUGAGAACACAAUUCAUCGCUGUCCAAAACAUAUACAGCAUGGUGACUACACUCUGGAGCCAGACAAUGAGAAGAGAGAAGAGGAAGGCCUUCCAACCAUCAUCAUAGAUCAAGAACAUAACCACUCCAUCACUAGAACUGGCAAAUCAGCACUAAUGUCUCUCAUUUUGUUUGAGGAGGUUGACGUCAUCUUCAGUGAUGAUGUGGGGUUUCUCUCAGCAAUUAAGACUUUCAUGUCCACAACCAAAAGGCCUGUAGUCCUGACGACCACUGAUCCUUUGUUUGGUGGAACAUUUGAUUGCUGCUUGGAAGAGCUACACUUUAGGAAGCCCCCAGUGAAGGUUCUCUGCAGCUACCUGCAGUUGGUGUGUUUGGCGGAGAACGUGCGGACGGACCCUUGGGACAUCUCCUCUCUGUGGGCGGUGCAGAGAGGGGACAUCAGGCAGUGUCUGCUCCAGGUGCAGUUCUGGGUGCGGAGCGGAGGGGGGCCUACUGCGCCCCUGUUGCUGAACAAUCCUGUGGUCCCUCGGGGUCGUCCGCGAGCUCAGGAGGAAUCUAUCGAAGGGUCGAAGCGGACCACUGAUCUGCCUGCAUGUGAUACUGGCUGCUCAGGGACUCCCGAAGUACACAAGCUAGUAAGGAUGUUCAAAGUUCAUACCUGGACUACAUCUGAGGAGAAGAGAUGUUCAGAGAUCCUGUCAGAGAGCCAGCAGAGAGGAAUAGAUCUACUUUACUUGAACAUGGAGGCCCUCCUGCCUCUGCCAAGCCCUGCCUCACAUAACCCUGGAGACUUCAUGGAGAAUGUUCCAAACUCUGGCCUACUUGGACACAUUACAGCUAAAGAACUUCCAGAAGCUUCUGUAACUGUAGAUACACCCCGGGGAGGGAGGCUGUCCUCCAAGCCAAGGAAAAGGCGCUGUCUGUCUCUGAAAGGAAUGCAGAGGUCUAGACCUAACUCUCCAGAGAAGACUGUCUCCCCACAUCAGUCUACGAUACGGAGUCACCAUACGGAUCAAUCAGAGGGAAGGACUGAGGGUCACUCAGGGGGGAAGAAAGCCUCUUGUUUGGUGUCUCGCUGCUUGAACAGCCUCACAGGAUUCCUGGACAACUUGUCCUUCCUGGAUUGUUGCCUGCAGGAUCACGGGCAUGUGAUGGAAACACGUUAUUGCGCACCAGGCCUGCUGUCUGUCCGAACUAGAGCAGAGUUGAAGGAUGGCUUGCUGGACGAACUGAAGGAGGAGCAGGAAGAGGAGCAGAUGUGGAGGCACAGGGCCUCUGACUUCAGGGCUGCUGUGGAGGGCAUGAGCUUCAGGGGGUGCUGUCUGGAGAUGGAGCCAGCCAUGGCACAGGCCCAGAUGCUAGGAGAGGAGGUGGGGGCAGCCAUGGAACAGGCCCAGAGGCUAGGAGAGGAGUUGGGGGCAGCCCAGUGCAGGCAGAUGCUGGAGCAGCUCACCUUUCGGUCAUCUCCCCACAGAAAUGGCCUCUCCAGCCAGCCCAGUCAGAGUGAAAAACUCGUUGCUGAAAGGCGAGCUGAUCUUAUAAAGACGGUACUCUCCAGCAAAACAUUCAGCAUGUUGGGAAGCAGCCCAGCCAUUUAUACCGACUAUAUGCCCUGUCUGCGCACCAUCUGCAGGUCAGAGAGUCACCAGGACAAGGACAAGACUAAACACAGAUUCCCACACUAUCUGAAAAGCAUCCACACUGGACUCUCUCAGGGCACCUUGCAGCUGCUCUCCGCUGACUUUCCAUGAGACUGCUCAGGAAACGAUGCACUCGCCAGAGGAAAUAAGAGGAUGUAUAUUAUGUACUGUAUGCAAAGAAAAGAUGUAUUGUAUCGUGGAAAAUAUUUUUGA
This is a messenger RNA of Alosa alosa (allis shad), 3588 nucleotides long. RefSeq names its product ATPase family AAA domain containing 5b (gene atad5b). The record is from RefSeq and is a predicted model, not a curated record. NCBI's taxonomy places the organism in Eukaryota, Metazoa, Chordata, Actinopteri, Clupeiformes, Clupeidae. The coding region runs from base 1 to 3486 and encodes 1161 amino acids. The transcript has 16 exons. Gene Ontology annotation, cellular component: nucleus. Gene Ontology annotation, molecular function: ATP hydrolysis activity; DNA clamp unloader activity; DNA binding.